Daphnia carinata is the source of this 1344-nucleotide messenger RNA. RefSeq names its product ketosamine-3-kinase-like. The transcript has 7 exons. The record is from RefSeq and is a predicted model, not a curated record. NCBI's taxonomy places the organism in Eukaryota, Metazoa, Arthropoda, Branchiopoda, Diplostraca, Daphniidae. The coding region runs from base 41 to 943 and encodes 300 amino acids.
UUCUUCGAUUGUCUAAGUUUGUACGGUACAUAAAAAUAUAAUGGCUGAAGUUCGGGAAAUUAUAGCUGCCGAGCUGAAGCUUACAAAAGUAGAACCUUGGAAAAGAUUAAAAGGUGGUUGUAGCAGCAAUAAUUGGGCGUUCAAAACUGAAACUGGGGCAAUAUUUGCGAAAAUAGAUAGUGACAGACAUAGUGGAGACCUUUUACUUGGUGAAAUGAAAUCACUAGAAAUGCUCCAGUCUUCAGAAAGUGUACGUGUGCCAAGCCCUAUCAAAAUUAUUUUUUCUCAAAAUACUACAAUCCUGAUAACAGAAUACGUAAAGUUUAAAGGGUUAGACGUGUUUCAAGGUGAACUUGGGCAACAGCUUGCCAUGCUCCACUUGAGAAACUUGCAGUUACUUAAGGAGAACACUGAUCAAGCAGUAAAGCAAUUUGGAUUCUAUGUUAAUACCUGCUGUGGGAAAAUUCCUAUUGAUAAUCAGUGGAAUGAAGACUGGAUUAAUUUCUAUUGCAAGCAGAGAUUAAAACCACAAGUUGAAAUGGCUGCUAAAAUGUCUGGAAACCGUGAAGUGGAGAAGUUAUGGUCUCAGCUGGAACCAAAAAUCAAGGAGCUCUUUCACGGAGUCAAUGUUCUACCUUCGUUGCUACACGGUGAUUUAUGGAGUGGAAAUGCUGGAGAAACGGAAAGUGAACCCGUUAUUUUCGAUCCCGCUUCGUUUUAUGGCCAUCAUGAAUUUGAUCUGGCUAUUACUCGUAUGUUUGGAGGCUUCUGCAAGGAAUUUUAUCAGAGAUACCACCAACUUGUUCCACGUGAAGUGGGAUUCGAGGAAAGGAAAUCUUUAUACGAACUGUUCCAUUAUCUCAACCACUGGAACCAUUUUGGGGGUGCGUACGAGGAGCAAAGCUUGGAAAUAAUGCGACGGUUAGUCGCAAAUAGCCAGUGACCAGAGAAAAAGAGGAUAUGUUCUAACGAGGCGUUUAAGAUUCCAGAUUAAAAACGAAGAAAGCAGUUUAUUCCUUUUGGUGGCCGCAUUAUUUUAUAAAUAUAAUAAUCUUUUAUUUUCAAUUACCAAUUUACGCAAAGUUGCUCCAGAUGCUGACAUGUUAGUUUGCCUCUACAAAGUUUUUGUUCCUUUUUCACAGUUAUGGAGAUGAGGCAUCUGAAGAAUAGGUAAUCCAAGUAAUUUACCUAAACAGGAAAUGCAAAAUGAUAAGUUUAAAUUUUUUCAAAAUAUACAAUUAUUUUUUCAAAUACUUUGGGCAAAAUGUUUCCUUGUCUCGGAGGCACUUUGAUGUCGGCUGGUGUCAUUUUGCUGUCAAUUAAAAAUAAUUAUAAUCAAUGGAA